Molecule: messenger RNA, 399 nt
Organism: Aspergillus tanneri
Lineage: Eukaryota; Fungi; Ascomycota; Eurotiomycetes; Eurotiales; Aspergillaceae
Product: GFA family protein
Exons: 4
Coding region: 1-399 (132 amino acids)
Molecular function (GO): carbon-sulfur lyase activity
Source: RefSeq, a predicted model, not a curated record
AUGCCGACAUAUCACGGCUCCUGCUCCUGCAGGAACAUCGAAUACGAUCUAUCGCUUUCCUCUCCAGAUGACGCACGAACCUCGCUGUGUCACUGUCGAAACUGCAAGAAAGCAUUCGGCACCAACUAUGGCCUUACAGCGAAAGUCCUAAAAGACGCAAUCACAAUUGUCCGUGGAAGAACCAAAGAACACGUUGCGGAUAAUGGGUCGGGAGUUAUUAUUCAUCGGGAAUUUUGUCCGGAGUGCGGAAGUUUUAUUCUGGAGUAUGGGGAUGCGGUGAAGAAUGAAUUUCGAUAUGUCUGCGUAGGGUCUUUGGAUGAUCCGGAAGCCUUGCCGCCCAAGGGGGAGUUCUUUUGUAGCGCGAGGGCGAGCUGGAUGCCGGAGAUUCCUGUAUAUUAA